Molecule: messenger RNA, 2552 nt
Organism: Spodoptera exigua (beet armyworm)
Lineage: Eukaryota; Metazoa; Arthropoda; Insecta; Lepidoptera; Noctuidae
Source: the annotation of a GenBank genome assembly
GUAAACAAGUGAAUAUUUGAACAUUAAUAAGUUUUAGUGAUACAAGGAGUGAACCACUUUAAAAUCAUGCGGUGGUCAACGUUAACAUUUAUAUUGCUACCAAUAAUAUUCGCCAGUACCACUGCAGAGUGGUCAUGGGGCGGAAAGGAAGACUCUAAAACCGCCGACGAAUCACAACAGAAUGCUUCGCCUUUGUUACAAGGAGAACAGUUACCCGAAGCUCAAGAGAAAAACUUUGAAUCUAACAGCACAGUACUUGAUGACAUUGUUGACGAAUUAGUCAGCAGCAAGCAAGGAAGGAGUCUGGGUGGCUUCGAUGACGUCUACAGUGACCCUACGAUCAAGGAAGCUUUGGACUCAGGAGACGACGCUGAAGCUAGGAACCUAAUCAAAGGGAGAUUGUGUACUCUAGGCCUAAUACAGUGUGAAGACGAAGAUAGCCAGGAAAAACGUACAUAUCUGUCUCCGGAUGAAGUCAUUUACGCUCAACCAGUCGACAUCAAACCCAUUGGAAAACCAAUUGCAUCAAUUCCAGUCCGCGGCCCACCAAGAGCUUAUGGUCCGCCUCAGCCUAUGUCGUACCGUCCACGACCACAGAAAAUUCCACCUAAAAGAGUCGGAUACGGUGGCAAUGUCAGACCCGGUUUCUCGGAUAAGUAUGGCGUGGCAGGAGGCAACUUCCAGUUCUCACAGAACAGUGCAUUGUACAACGCCCACGAAUCAAACUUCGUUACUAAGUCACCUAUUUAUGCGACCCCAGGACCUUACGCUUAUGAGAAUACCAAACCAGCCUACAACAAAUACCCGUCCCAUUCAGACACAAAGACAGACACCGUUGUGCAGCAACACAUCCACCACCACUACGUACAUGAAGACAACAAGGAUCCCAAAGUUAUUAUCAAACCAGUGGCAAUCCCUGUUGGAUCUGUAGGUCAACUGAAUACACAAUCUUUUGGAUCUCAAUUUUCCGGAUCUCAAUCGUCUGACAUUAUAUCGGGUGGUGGUGACUACAGCAGCAUAACAUCUGGUGGAUUUAAACCCAUGUCAGGAGGAUUCAAUCCUGAUACUAAACCGAUUUAUGAAUCUGACACAAUUUACGGAUCUCAAUACGGCCAUCAAUCUAACAAAGUGGGUCAUAAUGGCAACAUUUUGACACAAGGCUUACCGAAUCAAUUCAACAACAACGCAUUCGAAGAUCAAAAAUAUGGAAACGGAUUAGGUAGUUACGCCUCUCAGAACAAUGAAUUUUACAAAAAAGAACUACACGUGGGUUCGCAAAACAAUAUUUACAAUCAAGGUCCAUCAACUUUCGGACAAAGCAAUGGAUACGCUGAAAACUACCAUGAAGCUAAAGCACAAAACUUUGACUGUGUUUGUGUUAACUAUGACCAAUGUCCAAGCCAGGAAGUAAUCGGUCGCAGAGACGACCUGUACUUGCCGAUUGACCCUCGAAACAAAGCUAGCGAGAUUUCUGCAUUAACUGAGGAACAACUAGAUAAUCUGAACAAAACUGAUACGGCAACUGCUACUGCAGAAUCCACCACCAACGCAACUGAAACAAAGAAGUUAAGCAAACGAGAAACCAAAGAAGAAACUCCUUCUGAAGCUGCGAAAGAGGCUGAACCGCGUCAAGGAUACUUCGGUCGUCCUCCGGUGCAGCAGUGCACACCAAACCAGGUUUGCUGUCGCCGUCCUCUUCAACCACAAGCAGCCAACAAAGGGCAGUGCGGCAUCAGGCACUCGCAAGGAAUCAAUGGCAGAAUCAAGACUCCUGCUUAUGUCGAUGGUGAAAGUGAAUUCGGAGAAUACCCAUGGCAGACAGCUAUUUUGAAGAAGGACCCUAAGGAAUCUGUAUAUGUCUGUGGUGGAACACUCAUUGAUGGUCUUCAUAUUUUGACCGCUGCUCACUGUGUUAAAUCAUACAAAGGUUUCGAGCUAAGAGUUCGUCUUGGAGAGUGGGACGUGAAUCGUGACGUGGAGUUCUAUCCGUACAUUGAAAGAGAUAUCGUGUCUGUCCACGUGCACCCCCUCUACUACGCCGGCACUUUGGACAACGAUCUCGCUAUCUUAAAAAUGGACCAUCCAGUCGAAUGGACUAAAUACCCUCACAUCAGUCCCGCUUGUUUGCCUGACAAGUACACUGACUAUUCUGGACAAAGGUGCUGGACUACUGGUUGGGGUAAAGACGCUUUUGGAGAUUACGGAAAGUACCAGAACAUCCUGAAAGAAGUUGAUGUGCCUAUUCUUUCCCACGGCCAAUGCCAACAACAAUUGAGGCAAACGCGUUUGGGUUACAAUUACGAACUUAACCCUGGCUUUACAUGCGCCGGUGGUGAAGAAGGAAAAGACGCGUGCAAGGGUGACGGUGGUGGCCCUCUAGUCUGUGAGCGCAGCGGUACCUGGCAGAUCGUGGGUGUCGUCUCGUGGGGUAUUGGCUGUGGCCAGCCUGGAGUACCUGGUGUCUACGUUAAAGUUGCUCACUACUUAGACUGGAUCUCACAGAUCACUGGGAAAUUCUCUCCUUAUUAAUCAAUAAUGUCUUUACUAAAAAU